UCAUUUUGUCUGUAAGAGUAUUUGGAGUAAGACAGCUGUAAGUAUCAAAACAUUUGGACUGUAAAUUAAGUAGACAUUAGGAAGUUUUCCUUAGAAACAAUUUUAGGUUUAAGAAGCUGACUUCUUUUCAGACAAAAUAAAGUGCUACUUAAGCUGAGAGUGGGUGAGAGUCUACAAGGUGAUGCAGCAGGGACAGCUGACCCCAACUGACCAAAGGGAUGUCCCACACCCCAAGACUGGGGAACUACAGGCCAGUCAGUCUCACCUCUGUGCCUGGCAAGAUCAUGGGGCAGAUCCUCCUGGAAACUCUGCUAAGGGACAUGGAAAAUAAGGAAGUGAUUGGUGACAGCCAACAUGGCCUCACUAAGGGCAGUUUGUGCCUGACAAAUCUGGUGGCCUUCUACAACGGGGUUGCAGCCUUGGUGGAUGGGGGAAGAGCAGCAGACAUCAUCUACCUGGACUGUGCAAAGCAUUUGACACUGUCCCCCAUGAUAUCCUUGUCUCUAAAUUGGAGAGACAUGGAUCUGACAGAGAGUGUUAGGACUAAAAACCUUUAGGUAGGUCCAAUGUGAAACAGGCAUUGUUGUGAAACUAGCAAGGCGGAACACUGACCUUGUGAGAGCACAUAUUGCUAGCUCAGCAAUAUGGCACCAGGCCACAAGUCAUCCGGUACGAGACAAUGCUGCCAUCUGCACAGCACGCGCUGGCCAUGCAGCUGUGCGUGAUCGCAGCAGCCUAUCAACUAGCAACCUAUAGGGUUUUAGAGCAUGCAGGGGCAAAACAUAUAAACAGAGCAAGUUGCUUUGCAUCGGAGAGGCAGGAACAUCAACUGAGGUCAACGUUGCCUCUGCGGGGACACAACACAAGAUGUUGAUAACUACCAUACCGAUGGGGUGCCAACCGCAACCUGGCUAAGUAUCUACGACCUAUUGGAUCUCGGUAACGGACAUCAAUGACUGGGAAAAGCAUCACGCUCGUCGGUACCCUUGCCAUCACCCUGGGAUCGGCCAUGCGGUUCCCUGCACUGCUCACGUUGAUCCUCCCGGCCCUGCUGCCCCUGGCCGGUGCCACUGACCUGCAGCUGCCCUGCCCAUCGGAGAUGAACAAGGUGAAGGACAUCCUGGAGGUGAACUGCACGGGACAGGCUCUCAGCGCAGUGCCCUCUGGCCUGCCCGAGGACACGGGCAUCCUGCUGCUCAACGCCAACCGCCUGACAUCUGUCUCCACUGCCGCCUUCUUGCCCCUGGCCGCACUGCAGGACCUCGACCUGUCUGAAAACGGGAUGGUGGCCAUGCACACCGAGUCCCCGCUGCCAUCCCUCAGGGAGCUGCUGCUGUCCCGCAAUGCGCUGGUGGCCCUGCCCAACCUGCAGGGCCUGCCUGCGCUCACCCGCCUGACCCUGGCUCACAACACCCUGCAGAAUCUGGCCCCGGAGGCUUUCCGUGCCGUGCCGCUGCUGCAGGACCUGGACCUGCGAGGGAACCGGCUGCAGACACUUCCCCAGGACACCUUUGCAGGGCUGCGGGCGCUCAAGGAAUUGGACCUCUCAGACAACCUUUUGGAGGAGCUCCCCAGGGAGCUGCUGCAGGACUUGGAAGCACUGGAGACCCUCUGGCUCUCAGGGAACCUCCUCCGCACCCUGCCCACCGACUUCUUCGUUGAGGGGCACCUCUUCGCCUAUGUCUUUCUCACCGAGAAUCCCUGGCACUGUGACUGCAACCUGUUCUACCUGCGGAAGUGGAUCCUGAGCAAUGAGGGGAGCGUCUACCAGCCAGAGCGGGGCCUGGAGAAGACGAAGGUGGAGGUGGCCCCGGAGAAGGUGCUGUGCCACAGCCCCCCCGAGCAUCAGCAUCAGCCUGUCAUCCGCUUCAAGUCUGACUGUGGCAAUGUGGGAGACACAGAUGGGGAUGCGUAUGACUACGAUGAGGAAGGAACACCCCAAGAAACUACCAUGUCCCCUUCCCCCACGACACAUCCAGCUGUCCCCAAAGAGCACACUACUACCCCACACGCUCUUACCCAGCCUCCUCUCACUACUACAAGUUCUCCCAUCAGCUCCCCUUCUAGCUCCAGCCUUGCCCCAAGCACUUCCCAUGCGGUUCCUGCAAGCACCAGCACUCCCAGCACCGCCGCUCCUGCACCAGUCAGUUCCACCAUCACAUCCACUCUACAGCCCCCCAGCACUACCCCUCUUCUAACUUCUGCUCCCCCCACCACCUUCAUCUCCACCACCUCACUGACAACUGCUGUGAGCACCAGACUCCCCAGCACCAGCAACCAUCCCCAAACCAGCCUUACCACCAGCACAGCCACCAGCACUCUCCCAAUGUCCACUGGCAUGUUUUCCACCAGCAGUCCCACAGCAUUGCCUUCCACUAACACGUCAGGGGCCUCUUCGGUCAUCAAAUCUUCAUCUCCUCUGAUGUCAACCACACCGGUGGUCUCCACCACCACGCUUUCUCCUCAUGCCCCAAAGUUGCUGGCUCCCCUGAACACCACACACUUCCUCCAGCCAUCCCCUCUGCCCCCACCUCACCCUCUCUGUCCUUGCUCCACCACAGCACAGACUGUGCCCAUGCUGCUCUUGCGGGCAGGUGGGGAGGGUCCGCAGUGGGUGCAGUGGAUGCUGAGCCACUGCUGCCUGUUGCACUGGGUGCUCUACCUGGCCUCCUUGGUUCUUCUGCUCCUGUCCAUGCUGGCUUUAGCUUGCUGGCUGCUGUGGAUGUGUCUGGUGGGAUGGCCUUCCUCACGCAAAUCACUGCAGACCCAAGAGGUGCAGUACCCACUGUUGAGGUGGAGGGAGUCAACAGAAAGUCCUGUGAGGCAUCUCAGCAGCUUCCAAAGCCCCCUCCAACACUCCACAUUCUGCACCAUCAAGGAAAUAGAGCUGUGCCCUGAAGUCACUACAUCCCACACCUACUGCACAAUUAAAGACCUGGGAAUACAGCGCAGUCCUCCUGCAAAGUCCUCCUUCUGCACAACAAAGGAGCUGUGGGUCUGCCACCGUCCCCCGAAUGCUUCAUUCAAGUCUUUCUCCAGGAAGCUGACAGCCACAAACCUUGGCUCCCUGAGGGCCCCUUCUGCUUACAGCCUGGAUAGGGGUGUCAAGGCCAUCGGCACUGUCAGAGUGAAGUAUGCUGGCAACACCUUGUAAAUACUCCUGUAUGUUCAGAGUGAGGCAUGGAGGGUCAUGGCUCUGCCUCAUAUACCCUUGUUGCAUGAGGGGAAGAUCUGCUUGCUACAGAAGGGGAAGUCAUCCCAUUCCUCCCCCUAGCACCACUCACACUCAUUGUGGUUGCUGAAUCUGCAAUAAUUACUUUGGUACUUGGCAGGGGUAGAAGUCAUCCUAGAGCAGAGUGUGGGGCUGACACUGCCUGAUUUUGAGGUGAGAAGAGCUUUUUGAGCUUUUUUUUUUCUUCUUUUGAGAAGAGCUUGCUUUGUACACUGUGUCCUAAUCGCUUCUGUCUGAAUGGUGCACAUAAAGAUGUGCUAUGCUUUCAACUCAGUGUCAGGUUGCUAAUCACAGAAUAAAUAUUCUCUUUGCCUAACUUUCAAA
Messenger RNA from Cygnus atratus (black swan), 3556 nucleotides. RefSeq names its product glycoprotein Ib platelet subunit alpha (gene GP1BA). The record is from RefSeq and is a predicted model, not a curated record. NCBI's taxonomy places the organism in Eukaryota, Metazoa, Chordata, Aves, Anseriformes, Anatidae. Gene Ontology annotation, molecular function: protein binding. The transcript is spliced from 2 exons. Bases 953 to 3154 code for a protein of 733 amino acids.